UUUGGUUGCCAUAAAAGUGGGUCAAUCGGCUGUCGAAGAAAAAAAAAUUAACACAAAAUGUUAAAAGAAUCGCAAAUAUCGCCGUGUUAAUAACACCUUAUUUAAAUAAUUCGGUGGUGUGCCGUCUUAAAAUUGCGGGGUGCCGCAAAUUCCGGUUAAAAAUCCGCCCAAAAAAGAAAAUGAGAAUUUAACCUCACAAAGUGACGUAAAAACGUUUUAAUUAUUGUAACAAUAUUAUUUAAAUAUAUAAAAAUUAUUUGUGUUUAUUAUUUUUAUUUAAUCAACUUAUUUUAGGUUAGAUUUUUUUUUGUAUUUUUAUUUUUUCUAAAAAAUGGCAAGUAGUAAUCACAACUCGGAUAUGUAUUCUUGUGAAGUGUGCGGUUUGAGGGAUUUAACGAGCCAACAAUUCUUCGAGCACACACAAACUAAUCACAUCGAUGGGAAAUUAGAAUGCCCCUUUUGCGAUUAUUUAGUGGACGAGGCCAAUAACAUCCAGGAUCAUGUUGCAACCGUUCACUCGGAAUUCUUAACACCAACACAAGAAAUGAAUACAAUGACUUUUAUCGAUGCUAGUCCUAGUGGGAGUGAAUGGAAAAAUUUAGCUUCGAAUUCAAACGGAGUCUAUCAAAGCAGCGUUUCCCCGAAAGUUGUUAGUGGCGGUGCCGAUUUAAGUAUAAAAGCGGAAUCUCACGGACAAGGGUCCCCACAACGUUCAAAUUUAAAUUUAAAAUUAAAAAACCCCCAAGUAUUGCAGUGCCCGAUUUGCCGUUACACAAGUACGAGUCCCGGGGAGUUAGAGGAACAUGUAAAUCGACAACAUUUCGAUUUAACAUCACCAUCAAUCGGAAAUACAACCGGGGAGGUUUUCGCUUGCCCUCUUUGUUCGAAAUCAUUCAAUUCAGCUCCCGAUUUAGAGCUGCAUGUUAACAUUGAGCAUAAAGAUGUGUUAUCACCAGCUUCCCCAACAAAUUCGACUUGUCCUAUUUGCGGAUUAACUCUAGAUAAUGAUAAUAACAGUGAUGCGGCAGCUCGGCAUGUAGAAUCACAUUUCCCAGCGGGUUCCCCACAACCAAUUGACCGUGAGGCGUUAAAAAAACGUGAAGAGCGUGAAUUUGAGUUGUUACGAGCCCAAUACGGCAUGGAUAACCAAGGGAAUUUUCGCGAACAAUCUGUUACUAACAUGCAAAGGGCUGUUUAUGCCGGCGAAAUGAGCGUUGCUGAUUAUUACGAAAGAACCCUCGAUUUAAGACAAGCGGAAAGUUGUGGAAUCGAUGAUGGAAGUUCAGUAACGAGGGGAUUAAUUCCUCGAAUUAGAGCGUUAAGUAUAAGUUCGCAAAAUGUUUCUCGAACUUAUAUUUGCACAUGUGUUGAUCAUUAUGCCUCGUCUUAUGGUGAUCGAGGUUGGGGGUGCGGUUAUCGCAACACUCAAAUGCUCAUAUCUAGUUUAUUAAAACACACGGGGUAUAAUGAGAGGUUAUACACGAUUUGGCAGAAUCAGAAGCCCCCAAGGAGUUCUGUGCCGAGUAUAUCACGUUUGCAAGGGUUAAUUGAAGAGGCUUGGGCUCAAGGAUUUGAUUUACAGGGUUCUGAGCAACUUGGGAGUCGAUUAGUAAACACUAGGAAAUGGAUUGGAGCUACUGAAGUGAUGACUUUAUUAUCGUACUUAAGAAUUCGUUGCCAGUUAAUAGAUUUUCAUCGUCCGACGGGUCCUGGAGGUACCCACCCCGAAUUAUUCGCCUGGGUACUUAAUUAUUUCGAGAAUUGCCUCCAGCAAGACUUUACUCCGCCUUUGUACCUUCAACAUCAAGGACAUAGUCGUACAAUAAUGGGUAUCGAAGUGCACAAAGACGGAAGUUUGGUGUUAUUGCUUUUAGAUCCGAGUCACUCACCUCAGCAGAUGGCGCAAUUUGCCGAUACGAACACAGGUUCGCAAGCCCUAAGAUUAUUAAGGAAGGGCGAGGCUUACAUGAAAGCUCGUCAAUAUCAAAUCGUCGCCGCUGUUGGUAUGAUUGAAAGCGAGCAACAAUAUCAGCAAAGUAAAGUGUUGCGGGGUUUAAGGAUACCACAAGAUCGGUGAGAAGUAUCGAAAUUGUUCGCCAUUUGGUGGCGAACGGGUCAUCAAAAACGACCACCUGAUGCUGUUCAAAUGUAUCGCCGUUUUGAGACUUUUAAUUAGCUUAAAGAUUAAAAAACAAUCCUAAGAAAAUUUACCCUAUAUCAAAAUUUAAAAAAAAAGUAUUCAAAAAUGUGGUUCGGAAAGUACCUAUAUAUAGAUUUAAAAGAAAAAAUACAUAGUACAAAGCUUCUUAGAGUGCUGCUUGUUUCCCAGGGUUCCCCUUUUAACAAUAGGGAACUCUGCACACUUAGUGAUAUUAAAUUUGUAAGAAUCGUUCCGGUUUUUUGUUGUAUUUCUUUGUCGUAGUAUUUAUUUGUGAGAACACUGUGCCAUAAGUCUUAGAAAUAUUCCUAUUAUCAACCACUUUACACAAUUCCACAAGCAAUUGUCUUUGUUGUUUUAAAAUUAUUUGUUGUUUUAAUUACAACGUGUUAAUUACCCCACAUUUAAAAAAUAAAAAUUAUUCUCUUCA
This is a messenger RNA of Onthophagus taurus, 2588 nucleotides long. Its product is annotated as zinc finger-containing ubiquitin peptidase 1. Lineage: Eukaryota; Metazoa; Arthropoda; Insecta; Coleoptera; Scarabaeidae. The record is from RefSeq and is a predicted model, not a curated record. Gene Ontology annotation, molecular function: ubiquitin-like protein peptidase activity.